Brachypodium distachyon (stiff brome) is the source of this 1455-nucleotide messenger RNA. RefSeq names its product phosphoglycolate phosphatase 1B, chloroplastic. The transcript has 11 exons. Gene Ontology annotation, molecular function: phosphatase activity. Lineage: Eukaryota; Viridiplantae; Streptophyta; Magnoliopsida; Poales; Poaceae. The coding region runs from base 154 to 1233 and encodes 359 amino acids. The record is from RefSeq and is a predicted model, not a curated record.
GCCAAACACAACGGAACACAAGAAAUAUUGGGCUACACAUCCAUUGGCAAUUUGGCAUACGGUUUACAUCGCCGAAACUGAAACCACACCAACCAAACGCCACCCGAUCUCCGAACGAAAAAAGAGAGAGCACCGAAGCAGUAGCAAGCAGAGAUGCUCCUGGCUCGCGCCUCCCCCACCUUCCUCCCCUCCACCUCCUCCUCAUCCACUACCCCGUCGUCGCAGACGCUGCCGCCGUCCCUGUCCUUCGGGGGAAGGACCCAACGGGGCAGUGGCCUAGCCGCGGCUUCGCCGAACUGCGUCGUUAGACGGCCUGUGAUGGCGGCGGCGGCAGUCCCGGCGGCGAAGCUGGAGGACGCCGAGGCGCUCAUCGACUCCGUCGAGACGUUCAUAUUCGACUGCGACGGGGUGAUUUGGAAGGGUGACAAGCUGAUCGACGGCGUGCCAGCGACGCUCGACCUGCUCAGAUCAAAGGGCAAGAGGCUGGUGUUCGUGACGAACAAUUCGACCAAGUCCAGGAAGCAGUACGGGAAGAAGUUUGAGACGCUUGGGCUGAGUGUUAAUGAGGAAGAGAUAUUUGCUUCAUCCUUCGCGGCUGCUGCGUACCUGCAGUCCAUCGAUUUCCCCAAAGACAAGAAGGUCUAUGUGAUUGGAGAGGAAGGGAUUCUGAAGGAGCUGGACUUGGCUGGCUUUCAGCACCUCGGUGGCCCUACAGAUGGUGACAAGAAGAUAGAGCUCAAGCCUGGCUUUUACAUGGAGCAUGACAAAGAUGUUGGAGCAGUUGUAGUUGGAUUUGAUCGCUAUUUUAACUACUACAAAGUUCAGUAUGGAACACUCUGCAUACGUGAGAAUCCUGGAUGCCUUUUCAUUGCAACAAACAGGGACGCUGUCACCCAUCUCACAGAUGCCCAAGAGUGGGCAGGUGGCGGGUCGAUGGUCGGCGCUGUUCUUGGUUCAACCAAACAAGAACCGCUUGUUGUUGGGAAGCCAUCAACAUUCAUGAUGGAUUACCUGGCAAAGAAAUUUGGCAUUACAACAUCUCAGAUAUGCAUGGUAGGUGACCGUUUGGAUACCGACAUCCUGUUUGGCCAAAACGGAGGCUGCAAAACUCUUCUGGUUCUCUCAGGUGUGACUUCUGUGCAGAUGCUUCAGAGCCCUGACAACACGAUCCAGCCAGAUUUCUACACAAACCAAAUCUCUGAUUUUCUCACCCUCAAAGCAGCAACAGUCUGAACAAAUAUGAAGGGACUGUUUUAGCUGGGUGUGAGUGGUGCGGGAACAACAGGAGCAGGCACUGUUGAGAAUAGCGAGCCGAGGCCCCUUACAUUUGUAUAGCAAUUAGGAGAUCACAAGAUGGUAUUCUUUUAACAUUCAUUGUAAUUGCGAGACAAAUGUUUACAUGCAAGCACAUACAUCAUUAAGUGCAUAUCAAAUUGAUACUCCUGUCUUCUUUUC